UGCAGGUCUAAUGAGUCAUGACAUUAACAACGCCUAAAGCCCUCCUCCUACGCUCCUCCAGCCCACUUCUCUCUUUAUUAGAGGCGCUCCUCUGCUCCAGUCUUCAGAGCAGCAGGCGCCCAGUCAGCGCUCUAUUGUUCUCCUGCAGCUUCAGACUGGAGUUGAUGCUUUUCUCACAUUUUCUUGGAUGUACCUUCAUCUCGCCAAGAUGAGACUUAUUUUUGUCGCUGUUGCGGUUGCAGCUUUGUUGACAGAAAAUCUAGCGUUUCCAGUGGGAAAAGAAGGGCAGAGAGAAGAUGUGGUAACACGCUGUUUGGUUGAAGUCUUGUCCAAAGCUCUUUCCAAACCAGACUCCCAGCUGGAUCAGGAAUGCAAAGGUCUUCUCCAAGCAGGGGUUAACCAUUCCCCGCUGGACAAGAAGAGUGGGGAGGGGAUAGUAACUCAUGGAGAGGUGGCCAAAGGUUAUCCUGAGGAAAAGACAGCAGAUGUGAAAGACAUCGAGGCUCUCCUACAAUCCGUGGAGGAAAAAAGAGACCUCUCCGAAGACGAACGCAGCCAAGAAUCCUGGAGUCUGGGUGAUGAGAAGGAGAAGAGACAUGAGAACGAAGAGGAAGGAGAGCGGGAGAAGAGGAGCAGCUGGAAGCCUGGAAGGUACCACCAAAGGAAACACAAACGAGGAGAAGAAGAAAAAGAAGACGACAAUGAGCGCAGUCAGGAGAGCUGGGGUAUCGACGAAAAGAGAUCUGAAGACGAAGGAGAUGAAGAGCGAGAGAAGAAGAACUGGAGGCCUGGAAGAUACCACCAAAGAAAACACAAACGCAAUGAGGAAUCUUUCGGAGGAGAGAUGGAGGAGCCAGAGGAAGAACGUAGCCAAGAAUACUGGGAUGUGGACAAAAGGCAAGGGAACAAGGACGAGGAGGAGAGAGACAAGCGCAUAUGGAAGCCCACACAUCGCUACCACCACAAGAAAAAGCUCCACAAACGUGGUGAUGAACCACUGGAGGAGGAAGAAGAUGGUGAACGCAGCCAGGAGUCCUGGGGUCUUGACAAGAGGGACUGGAGGGCCGGCAGAUUUCACCAGAGGAGACACAAACGUGACGAAGAGCUCGCCGAAGAAGCCGGGGAAGAGCCAGAAGAAGAACGCAGCCAGGAGUCCUGGGACUUUGAUACUGGAAGAGAAAAGCGGGAGUGGAGGGCCGGCAGGUACCACCAGAGGAGACACAAGCGUGAUGAAGAGCUCUCCGAGGAGGUGAGAGAAGAGCCUGAGGAGGAACGCAGCCAGGAGUCCUGGGGCCUCGACAAAAGACAUGGAAAAGAAGAGCAAGAAAUAGAAAAGCGUAUAUGGAAACCGACACAUCGAUACCACCAUAAAAAGAAGUUUCACAAACGUGGUGGAUCAGAAGAAGAGGAAGAACAGAGGGGUGAUGCAGAAGAAUAUGAGGAGACGGCAAAGGACGGGGACCAAGUAAUGAGGUAUCUAGCAGAAAAGCGCAAUCCAUGGAUUUUCAGAGGUUACUACCAUCCUGCGUGGUAUAAAAGGGAUUCAGAUGAGAAUGCUGCUUCUAACAAGAUGGAUGAACUGGCCAAGGUGCUGAGCUAUAAGAUAAGGGCCAGCCAUCCUAAUCAAGAGGAGCCAAAGAGGAGCAUGCACCAGAGAGCGCUUACCCCGCCGGAGGAGAAAGAGCUGGAAAACCUUGCAGCGAUGGACACGGAGCUGCAGAAAAUCGCUGCCAAGCUGCAUGACAACAGUGCAUAACCAGAAUGGACAGCAUUUAGAGGCACUACCUGCUGCUGUCCUACUGUAUGUCAGCCAAUUUAGUGUGCUUAGUGUUAAAGACAAAAAUAA
Molecule: messenger RNA, 1846 nt
Organism: Etheostoma spectabile (orangethroat darter)
Lineage: Eukaryota; Metazoa; Chordata; Actinopteri; Perciformes; Percidae
Gene: chgb
Product: chromogranin B
Exons: 8
Coding region: 188-1756 (522 amino acids)
Cellular component (GO): secretory granule
Source: RefSeq, a predicted model, not a curated record